This is a messenger RNA of Nannospalax galili (Upper Galilee mountains blind mole rat), 1861 nucleotides long. RefSeq names its product thyrotropin releasing hormone receptor (gene Trhr). Gene Ontology annotation, cellular component: membrane. Gene Ontology annotation, biological process: phospholipase C-activating G protein-coupled receptor signaling pathway. Gene Ontology annotation, molecular function: thyrotropin-releasing hormone receptor activity. Bases 324 to 1520 code for a protein of 398 amino acids. The transcript has 3 exons. Lineage: Eukaryota; Metazoa; Chordata; Mammalia; Rodentia; Spalacidae. The record is from RefSeq and is a predicted model, not a curated record.
AUUAGGGUACGAUCUGUGAUUUGACAGUCUCGCUGCUGCUCCUGCUGCUGCUGCGCUGGAUGGUCUGUCAUGAGUUGAAAAGGGCUGUGAGGGCUGAGGAGAACUGCAGCUCUGCAGACUGAGCGGCUGGCAGGUGGUCUCCCUGUCAAACAGACAGAUUUUCUGCAGGAUUGGGAACUUGGACCUACUACCACUUCAUCUACCCAGAAAAGCAGGCAGCGUGGCAGAGGAAAAGGGGACAGAACUACAGCAAUAAAAGUUGAGGGCUGGAAAGAAGAUGUUUUAAAGAGCCAGUGUGUCAGAGACACUUCAAGCUCCUAAAGAUGGAGAAUGAAACAGUCAGCGAACUGAACCAAACCCAGCUUCAGCCACGAGCAGUGGUGGCCCUUGAGUACCAGGUGGUCACCAUCCUACUUGUGCUCAUUAUUUGUGGACUGGGCAUCGUGGGCAACAUCAUGGUUGUCCUGGUGGUUAUGAGAACCAAGCACAUGAGGACCCCCACAAACUGCUACCUGGUGAGUCUGGCAGUGGCGGAUCUCAUGGUCCUAGUGGCUGCAGGCCUCCCCAAUAUAACUGACAGCAUCUAUGGCUCCUGGGUCUAUGGCUAUGUUGGAUGCCUCUGCAUUACUUACCUUCAGUACUUAGGAAUCAAUGCAUCCUCUUGUUCAAUAACAGCCUUUACCAUUGAGAGGUACAUAGCAAUCUGUCACCCAAUCAAAGCCCAGUUUCUCUGCACAUUUUCCAGAGCCAAAAAGAUCAUCAUCUUUGUCUGGGCUUUCACAUCCAUUUACUGUAUGCUCUGGUUCUUCCUGCUGGAUCUCAACAUAAGCACCUACAGAGAUGCUACUGUGGUAUCCUGUGGCUACAAGAUCUCUAGGAAUUACUACUCACCUAUUUACCUAAUGGACUUCGGUGUUUUUUAUGUUGUGCCAAUGAUCCUGGCCACCGUGCUCUAUGGAUUCAUAGCUAGAAUCCUCUUCCUAAAUCCCAUUCCUUCAGACCCUAAAGAAAACUCUAAGAUGUGGAAAAAUGACUCAACCCAUCAGAACAAGAAUUUGACUUUAAAUGCUUCCAAUAGAUGUUUCAACAGCACAGUAUCUUCAAGGAAACAGGUCACCAAGAUGCUUGCAGUUGUUGUAAUUCUGUUUGCCCUUUUAUGGAUGCCCUACAGGACUCUUGUGGUUGUCAACUCAUUCCUCUCCAGCCCUUUCCAAGAAAAUUGGUUCUUGCUCUUUUGCAGAAUUUGCAUUUAUCUCAACAGCGCCAUCAACCCAGUGAUUUACAAUCUCAUGUCCCAGAAAUUCCGUGCAGCCUUCAGAAAGCUCUGCAACUGCAAGCAGAAGCCAACAGAAAAACCUACUAACUACAGCGUGGCUCUCAAUUACAGCGUCAUCAAGGAGUCAGACCAUUUUAGCACAGAGCUAGAUGACAUCACCAUCACUGACACCUAUAUGUCUGCCACAAAAGUGUCAUUUAAUGACACCUGCGUGGCAUCUGAGGUAACCUUUAGCCAGAGUUGAUUAAUGAAUUAGAAAGAAAUUGACCACAGUGGAUAAGAAUCUGUGCACUUAUCCACAAAGCCAAUACUUACAUGUGAAGACAGAGCAGAGGCAUGGCCCCUACUCUUGCAAGUCUUGGCCCUAAAUACUUUAACCCAGGAGGUUGGUUUAAAUUUCCUUCUUACCAACCUAGUAUCACAAAAAUGAGACCUAUCUCUGGAAGACCUUGCUGGUGGAAACUAAAAAUAUAGUCUUUCUCAUUUCAUGUGGGAAAUCACUAUAUUUUCUGGGGUAAUGACAUUUCAGUAAAAUUCAGACAUAGAUUUAAGUCAUUCAUAAUAACCUUAUCAAAUGUAAUUUCA